Molecule: messenger RNA, 1389 nt
Organism: Lactuca sativa (garden lettuce)
Lineage: Eukaryota; Viridiplantae; Streptophyta; Magnoliopsida; Asterales; Asteraceae
Product: OPA3-like protein
Biological process (GO): regulation of lipid metabolic process
Cellular component (GO): mitochondrion
Source: RefSeq, a predicted model, not a curated record
CUCACAACUGGACCAACCUCAAUUUUAGGGGUUGAAAUUUCCUUCCAAACUUCUCCCUUUAUGCAAUGCAUUUGACGAGACAGGAACAAUCUGUUUUGUAAUUGUUCAUCUAUUAAGGAGGUGGAGGCACUAUUCUUCAAUUGGAGGAAGGACUUACCUCUUUCAAAUAAGUCUAAUGCGAUGGAAGUAAUUGUAUGGAUGACUAAUGAUCACAAAAGGGAAGCAUAUGCAUUUGGGUAACAAAGGAUAAACUUAGCAUUUUGCUAGUUCGAGCAAAGUAUUGACGUUAAAAAGAAGAAGAAGAAAGACUUGAGAAUUGUGAGUUCGGGUGUGAAGAUAUCCUCGUCGUCAUUAUUCAACUACGCACCAGCAUCUCCGAUUCAUUUGGAGAGCUCUUUCGUCCCAAAUCAGAUUUCGAUCAUCGUCAAGAAAACGCUACUGUAAUCUGAAAAAACCCUCAAGAUUUUCUUGGCUACUAAUCUUCUACCCUCGAUCCCUGCUCCGAUUCGUAACACCUGACGCAAUUCGAUCGAUCUUUUCAAGAAAAUAUAGGCUUCCCAAUUCCCAUCAGUCGAAUUGUCAUGGAAUGUACAUAGCGUGGCUUUCAGUUUCUUUCAGGCAUAUCAUCGAACAUUUGGUGUGCUUUCGGACAGAGUAAAUUGUUAGAUCGUGACUAAAUUGGAGUAAUGUCGCUCCCGUUAAUGAAGCUUGGGACGCUUGCACUAAGAACCCUAAGCAAACCCAUUGCCAGUAGACUUAAAAAAGAAGCUGCCAUUAACCCCAAAUUUCGAACCUCCAUUAUCGGCAUUGCUCAGGCAAAUCAUAGGCUCACAACAACGUUACAAAGGAGAAUAUAUGGACAUGCAACGGAUGUUGAGAUUAGACCUUUGAAUGAAGAAAGAGCUGUUCAAGUAGCUGGGGACCUUAUUGGAGAGCUUUUUGUUUUCACGGUUGCUUGUGGUGCCUUGAUUUUUGAGGUGCAAAGAAGUGCUAGAUCAGAAGCUAAAAGAGAAGAAAUUCGUAAGCAAGAAAUAGAGAUUAUGAGGCAACGAGAUGAAGAUAUAGCAAAACAAAUGGAGUUUCUUAUGAAGAAGCUCGAAGAACUUGAAAAAGCCAUUAAAGGAAAAACAUUGACUAGUAGUCAAACCAACUAUGUCAAGUGAAGGAAAUCAUUCUCUUGAUUUUUGUUUUUCUAAGUUCUAACCAUUGAUUUGGCUACAAAAUAAUUAAAUUAUAUUUGAUUCUUGAUUGAUGUGUAUUCGACAAAACUCUUUACAUCUUAUAAAAAAAAGGUUGUUUUGAUAACACAAAUAUAGACCAAGAACAAUUUACACGACGAUUUGUACUAGUUUUGUUUUUGGAACAGAUAAUGUAGCUCAUUUUUGCAUU